This is a messenger RNA of Gasterosteus aculeatus aculeatus (three-spined stickleback), 4676 nucleotides long. NCBI's taxonomy places the organism in Eukaryota, Metazoa, Chordata, Actinopteri, Perciformes, Gasterosteidae. The record is from RefSeq and is a predicted model, not a curated record.
UGAGACAUCAUCUGAAAAAUGCGUUAUAGAAGUGGACAUAGUCCCUGACUCUACAAUGUGUGAAGAAAACAUCUACCACAUAAACAUGGACACAAAAAAGAAGAAAAAGGCUAAAGCUAAAGAAACACCAUCGAUCGCAAUUCUUUGUCAGAGAAGGCGGUAGCAGCAGAGAUCUCCUCCCCGUCACCACAUUUGCUAAAGAAAUGGAGGAGUACAACCAGUUUGUUGCUGGAAAGGCACAGCGAGCACAGCUCCGAAAAGAAGCUGAAGAGAAGCACCUUAAUGUGAUAAAACGCAGUACUCAGGGCUCUAGAUUGAGUGAGAUGAUAACUGGUGGAUCCUUAUCUUUAGAUAAGUCACACUUUGAGCGGUACAUAAUUGUAACCAACAAAUCACAUCAAAUCCACUUUGAAUCUCUAGGUUUUCUGGUUGAGCUCAACCCAAUAGCUGUUUUGGACUUUGAUCCAGAAUCAGCUGAAGAUGGGCUACAAUUUCACUUUAAAAAACUGAGCACAGUGAAUGACCAUCUACCAGCACAGUAUAAAAUAACAGAAGGAGUUGAGGACAUUGCAAACAAGUUGAAAUUAACUCGAAUCACCAGCUGGGUGUUCUGCAAUGGAAGGAUUCCGAAAGAGGAACCCUCAGACAUUGACGAGUGGUUGAUGGACAAGGGGUCCUCCAUUCGAGAUGUGAUUUCAUUCUUGUGUCGGAAAGAUGUGCUUCCAAACAAGAGAUUCCUGGUCAUUUUCUUACUUUGGUCAACAGUGAGCGAGAAGAUGGACCCUCUUGUUGAGACUUUCAGUACGUUCUACCAGGAGCUCAAAGGGACCGAGCAGAUCCUUUGUAUAUGUGACAAUGAAAAUGCAUUUACCUCCUGGAAGAACCUAGUUGAUGCUCGGUGCAAUAUCAAUAUUGCUCGUAAAUGCAUUCAUGAGCUCAGUUUCCCUGAAGUGAACGGCACUGUCCUUAGUCUUUUGUCAAAAAAUCGCAGAUCCAGCCGUUUCCUACCAUGUGGUGGAGGAAGUAACGUACUUCUUGAGAAGAAAGUGGAGCGUGAUCUGAAUACCUUGGAGGUAUUAUGUGUGAACCAAUGUGAAGGAGGAAACGAGGACAAAAUUAUGAUAGAGGAGAACUUCUACAAAGGAGGACCAGUGUCAUGGUGGAAUUUCUACUUUUCAGAGCAGCCUGGAUCCAUACCGUUUAUCAAACGAGACAAGUUUGACUUCAUCGUGAACACAGUCAUACCCGAUUUGUGCUCCCUGGGAAAAGCCUGCGUGUUGUUCAACCUCAUGCAUCUGCCUGGAUGUGGUGGGACAACUUUGGCCAUGCAUACUUUGUGGGCUCUCCGGGACAGAUUCCGUUGUGCUGUCCUCAGAGACAGGAACGCUGACUUUGCUGAAGUUGCUGAUCAAGUGGUCAAACUGUUAAUGUAUGUCCACGAGGAGCAAUUACCCCAGGUGCCUGUUUUGCUGAUGAUUGAUGACUUUGACGAUAAAGACAAAGUAUUUGACUUGCAGCAGGCCAUUGACGAAGAAUGUGCAAAGAAAAAUAUUCAGUCCAAGUCUGCACAAGUAAUUCUUCUGAAUUGUAUGAUGUCAGAGUCCUCUGAACAGACUGAACACACUGAGGAGUCCGUAUUCAUUGGAAACAAUCUCUCUGAGAAGGAGCAGAAACUGUUUGAGGAAAAACUCGUGGCAAUAGAGAAAGAACACAAGAAUGCAGACACGUUCUAUGGAUUCAUGAUCAUGAAGAAGAACUUUAAGCCAGAGUAUGUUCAGGGUGUGGCCCGCAAAACCCUGAAGAGCUUCAACAUGAAUGAGAAACAUGCACAGCUCUUGGCUGUUUUAGUUCUGUUGAAUGUGUACUGCAAGGGAUCCUCGCUCUCCAUCUCUCUGUGUGAGGAAUUUCUUGGUCUUCAACCAAAACCAAUCUGUGGAACCAUCAAAGUCGAAGACAGCUUUGGGAAAUUCUCCACAUUAGUUGCCUCCUGCACAGUUGAGGGUAAGGUAGUUUUCAAAGCUGUGAAAAUGAUCCAUUCAAGUAUUGCGAGGCACUGUUUGCAGGAACUAACAACAACAACAUACAAUGUAACCAAAGCUGAGAUUAUGGACCUCCUGCUGACCACAGACACGCUUUAUGAGAGCACACAAGGCAAAGACAACCUUCUGAAAGACGUUCACCAAAUUUUGGUGAAGAGAUAUUAUUCUGUGGAUGAAUCUCAGUUUUCUCCUCUAAUUCAAGACAUUGUAAGUGAGAGCCCAGGACUGGAAGAGAUGGUGCUACAAAACGCAUCAAAACGAUUUGAGAAAGAUGCAGUUGUCUCCCAGUUACUAGCCAGGUACUAUUACCUGAAGAAAAAGGAUUUCUUUGAGGCGGAAGCUUGGGCAUCGAGAGCAAGAGCACUUUCCAAAGACAGCUCAUAUUUUGCUGACACCUCAGCGCAGGUUGUUAAGCACGGGCUGAAGAAUGCCAUCGCAAACUACAAGGAAGGACCCAUAAGUCCUGAAAAACUGGAGAUUUUUCUCAAAAUGGCUCAGUCAGCAACUGAUGCCUUCAAGGAAACACAGAGCCUUGCCAAGAAAGAGUCGAGUCAGCGAGUACGCUCUUUUAAUACAGCGGGGUGCCUGGGAGAAAUUCAGGUUGGGGUACUUGUCAUUGAAGUGCUGGCAAAUACUCCUGUAUUUGCCUUUGACAAUGUGCGCCAUGACCUAAUGAGUACGGUUCUCUCUGGAGAUGUGAAACUUGAGGACGUGGAGAAAAGUGAUAAAAGGCACAACAAACACACACAAUACUACAAAAUCCUCAAACAGUUUAAGGAUUUUCUCUACAGCCUGAAAUAUAGGAUGAAGGAGAACUUUGACUUCCUUGACAACUUUUCUGUGAACUUGGGCUCCAGAUCUGGAAUGAAAGAUAGUCGUGAGCAAGUAGCCCAAAGAGAGCUUUUCAGAUGCUUCAGAAAGUAUGCAGAGCUUUUCUGCAAGAUGGAUUCGGCAGCUCUCUUGAGAAAUAAAGCCAUGUCUUCCAUGCUGAAACUACACGAAGAAAGACAAUACUUGGAGAAGAACAAAGCUGAUACCUUCUCUGGAAUUCUGAAUUGUCUCUCAAAUGGUACACCACAUGACAUUAUGGAGAGGAUUGCCAAACUGUCACAUUCGGUCUGUGCAUCUGAUAGGCCGACUGUGAAGGAGAGAAUCAACUUAAUCUACAUUAAUGUUGUCUUGAGUUGUAUCAAACCGGCAUCAAGACUAAUUCUGCCCUACAAGAUGCUAAUUGAUCUCCUUUGCCAAGUUCUGCGGGAGCAAAUCCCAUUAAGUGAGAACUUACCACUGCACUUCAUUGCAGUUGUGCUGUUUUGGCCACAGCACCGCUCUGCAGAGGUGUUACUGUGUAACAAUCUGGGGAGGCUCAUCUCACAGAUCAGGACCUCUUAUCACAUGGUGAUGAAGGAAGUGUUCAACGGCAAAAGACCCAUUGUCCAUUUCAUCCUGGGGAAGAAGCAGGGCUAUGAACGACUGGUACACCUAGGGGAGAUCAGAAGGUACGUCAGGGCUGGGGAAGAAGAUUUCACAUUAAUGUGGGAAAAUGGAAAAAUAUGGCAAGAGAAGCAGGUAAAGGAGCGCCUCUGCAGGUUAACUGGCCAAGUGAGGGACAAGAGGAUUCUGGCAGAUACUUGUAUCCCAGGUCUGAAGUUGGAAAUCACCCCAAUGUUUCAAAGUCAGCUUAGUGGGCAUGCCCAGGAGACCGAAGUGUCCUUCUUUAUCGGUUUCUCGAUGAAAGGCCCGGUUGCACUCGACAUUAAGUGAACUUUGAAAGCAGCCUGUUCCAACAUGCUGUAUCUUUCAGCUAUUAAUUGUGGACUCAUCGGUGUCAUUACACACUUGCAAUAUUAAUGAAUGUAACACAAUAUUAUGUUUUUUUGUGCAUCCCUGGCUCUGCACAUUACAUUAGUUUCACUCUUUUGUAAGGGACACAUUUGUUAAGUAAUGCAUUAAAAGCUAACAUCUUAAAUAUUGUGUAUUUGUACUGUAACCCUGUAGUGUAUGUUGAUUAAAUGUAAAUAUGAUUAAUUUUAUAAAAGGUGUAUGAUACACGAUUCAGAGCAUUGAUAGCAGCAAACAACCUUUAUCUAUGUAAGGAUACAGAGGAAUAAUGUCUAUCUGAGCAGAGAAGUCUCAGCAAUAUUGCCGCCGUUUUCACUGCUAGCAACAAUAGCACUGUUAGCACCGUUAGCACCAUUUGCUGACACAACAGGAAUGCUCUAUGUUUUUUCUUUUUCUUCACAUAUAUAUUAACUACUGUUCUUUAUUCAUUGGAUGAAUGUGUACAGCAGCUUAAUAUUCAAUGAAAUACUUUUGAAAGGUAUGUUUUACUUUAGUCAAAUUAGGAAUUUGCAAUGUUUUACCUGUAGUAUAUUUGUGUGUUUGUUUGAUAUUUGAUUAUUGAUAAUUAACUUAAAAGAAAACUUUUGCAAAAUGUUUUACUUACACAAAAACAACGCUUGUAAUUAAUUCAUCUUUUUUUCAAUACAAUAACGAAAUGUAAUUUUUGGGGGUAGAUUGUGUGUUUUAAUUGUAAACUUGAUUUUGAUUGAUGUAUAGCAAUUAUUUUGCAUACCAUGAAAAAGAAUGACAUUAAUUUUUGCAUUACCUUUUUAAUAAAGAUGAACUACAACAUGA